UCAUCAAUUAUUAAACUAGAAAAAAAACAUAAUUAACAAUGGAUUUGUACUAAUUCAACCUCCAAGUCAUCUUCCCUCACUUUCCUAGCUACCUCCUGCAGUUUACAGGCCUGAAGUCAAACCCAUAUUUUAAGAGUAUUCUUUCUUCUAGCUACCUCCAUCCAAUUGAGCAGUUCUGCAAAAUAGCUUCAAAUUCUUCCACAAGGGAACGGUUGAACUUUUAAUCAAGGUUCCUUUUUUUAAAUUCUGGUGUUGUUGGCAAGGCAGAGAAUGAAAUGGAAUUCAGAAGGAAUCUUAUGGUUCUAGGUGGAAGAUGAAAAGUUAGUUGGCAUGGCUUCAAGUUCUACAACCCUUUGGGGUAAAUUCUCCUUCAGAUUAUGAUGGAGUUACCAGCUACUAGGAUAUUAAGUCAGGCUGUGACAUGCUUUCUCUGUCUGUAUAUAUUUAUCGGAUCAGCUUCUGCAACUGAAGGGUUUGAGAGCAUAGCGUGCUGUGCUGAUUUGAAUUACACAGAUCCGCUUACCACCUUAAAUUACACAACAGAUUACACCUGGUUCUCUGAUAAAAGAAGUUGCAGAAAAAUACCUGAAACUGAGUUAAGAAAUAGAAGCAAUGAAAAUGUUCGACUGUUCGAUAUAGAUGAGGGGAAGAGAUGUUACAAUCUGCCAACAAUUAAGAAUGGAGUGUAUCUGAUAAGGGGCACAUUUCCAUUUGACAGUUUAAAUUCUUCCUUCAAUGCUUCAAUUGGAGUAACACAAUUAGGUGCAGUGAGAUCAUCCAGGCUCCAGGACUUGGAAAUAGAGGGAGUUUUUAGAGCUACCAAAGAUUACAUAGACUUCUGCUUAUUGAAGGGGGAGGUUUAUCCCUUUAUUUCUCAGCUUGAAUUAAGGCCAUCACCUGAAGAGUACCUACAAGAUUUUCCUACCAGUGUUUUAAAACUGAUAAGCAGGAACAACCUUGGGGACACUAAAGAUGACAUCAGGUUCCCAGUUGACCAAAGUGACCGAAUCUGGAAAGCAAGUUCAAUUUCUUCAUCUGCUGUUCCUCUGUCUUCCAAUGUCAGCAAUGUUGAUCUCAACGCCAAUGUAACGCCGCCCCUAACAGUCCUACAAACAGCUCUAACCGACCCUGAGCGAUUGGAGUUCAUCCACACUGACCUUGAGACAGAGGAUUAUGGAUACCGUGUGUUCCUCUACUUCCUUGAAUUAGAUAGAACUCUACAAGCAGGCCAAAGGGUGUUUGACAUAUAUGUUAACAGUGAGAUUAAAAAGGAGAGUUUUGAUGUAUUGGCUGGAGGGUCAAACUAUAGAUACGAUGUCUUGGACAUUUCAGCCAGUGGAUCACUUAAUGUAACCUUGGUCAAGGCAUCUAAGUCUGAGUUUGGACCCCUUUUGAAUGCUUAUGAGAUCCUGCAGGUGCGACCGUGGAUUGAAGAGACAAACCAAACAGAUGUGGGAGUGAUUCAGAAGAUGAGAGAAGAAUUGUUGUUGCAAAACUCCGGCAAUAGAGCGCUGGAGAGUUGGAGCGGAGACCCUUGUAUUCUGCUCCCAUGGAAAGGAAUAGCAUGUGAUGGUUCAAAUGGUUCAUCUGUUAUCACUAAGCUGGAUCUUUCCUCAAGUAAUCUCAAGGGACUAAUACCUUCCAGCAUUGCUGAGAUGACCAACUUAGAAACACUGAACAUAAGCCACAACAGUUUCGAUGGUUCUGUCCCCUCAUUUCCACUGUCGUCCUUGUUGAUAUCAGUAGAUCUGAGCUACAACGAUCUUAUGGGAAAGCUUCCAGAGUCUAUUGUCAAACUGCCACAUUUAAAAUCAUUAUAUUUUGGCUGCAACGAACACAUGAGUCCAGAGGAUCCAGCAAAUAUGAACAGUUCACUAAUCAAUACAGAUUAUGGAAGAUGCAAAGGGAAAGAAUCCAGAUUUGGACAAGUAAUUGUUAUUGGUGCCAUUACAUGUGGAUCACUUUUGAUUACUUUGGCUUUUGGAGUUCUUUUUGUAUGCCGCUACAGACAAAAAUUAAUUCCAUGGGAAGGAUUUGCUGGAAAGAAGUACCCAAUGGAAACAAAUAUAAUUUUCUCUUUGCCAAGCAAAGAUGAUUUCUUCAUAAAGUCCGUAUCAAUUCAAGCAUUCACCUUGGAGUAUAUAGAGGUGGCCACAGAGAGGUACAAAACCUUGAUAGGUGAAGGAGGGUUUGGCUCUGUUUACAGGGGUACUCUAAAUGAUGGCCAAGAAGUGGCGGUGAAAGUGCGGUCAGCGACAUCAACUCAGGGAACUCGAGAAUUUGAUAAUGAGCUAAACCUACUUUCAGCAAUACAGCAUGAGAACCUGGUGCCACUUCUUGGUUACUGUAAUGAAAGUGAUCAACAAAUUCUAGUGUAUCCUUUCAUGUCCAAUGGUUCUUUGCAAGAUAGACUAUAUGGGGAACCUGCAAAGAGAAAAAUAUUAGACUGGCCAACUAGACUCUCUAUUGCUCUUGGUGCAGCUCGAGGUCUGGCAUAUCUGCACACAUUUCCAGGACGUUCUGUAAUACACAGGGACAUAAAAUCAAGCAAUAUACUUCUGGAUCAUAGCAUGUGUGCUAAGGUUGCAGAUUUUGGUUUCUCAAAAUAUGCUCCACAGGAAGGAGAUAGUUAUGUCUCCCUUGAAGUAAGAGGAACUGCAGGGUACCUGGAUCCUGAGUACUACAAAACCCAGCAACUAUCUGAAAAGAGUGAUGUUUUCAGCUUUGGUGUGGUCUUGCUUGAAAUUGUGAGUGGCCGGGAACCUCUCAACAUAAAGAGACCCCGGACUGAGUGGAGCUUGGUUGAAUGGGCAACACCAUAUAUCAGAGGGUCAAAGGUGGAUGAAAUUGUGGAUCCUGGCAUUAAGGGAGGAUACCAUGCAGAGGCAAUGUGGAGAGUGGUGGAAGUAGCACUGCAAUGUCUUGAACCUUUCUCAACAUACAGACCAAGCAUGGUCGCCAUUGUUCGCGAGUUGGAGGAUGCUCUCAUAAUAGAAAACAAUGCAUCUGAGUACAUGAAGUCCAUAGACAGCCUUGGAGGAUCGAACCGCUACUCUAUUGUCAUAGAGAAAAGGGUGCUCCCCUCAACUACAUCUACAGCAGAAUCAACCAUCACAACACAGUCCUUGUCUCACCCACAGCCGAGAUAGUAAAUGCAUGAAUGGAAUUCUUUUGAUUCGUUUUUGAUAGUCAUGUAACAUUCUAAAUGGUAAAAGAGAAAAGACUACUUCUUAUUGUACUUCCACCCACUCUAUGCAUCUUGGAACUAAAUUUCUCUUGCUCAACCCCAUUUUUUGAUGGGUGAUAUGACUAAUCUGGGUCAAGUGCAAGUGAAACAACAUUGUGAGUUCUAAGGCUAUUCAUUUGCUAAGUCCAAACUUAACCAGUAAAAAUAGGAUUGUGAUUA
Molecule: messenger RNA, 3406 nt
Organism: Lotus japonicus
Lineage: Eukaryota; Viridiplantae; Streptophyta; Magnoliopsida; Fabales; Fabaceae
Product: nodulation receptor kinase-like
Exons: 15
Coding region: 378-3149 (923 amino acids)
Biological process (GO): protein phosphorylation
Molecular function (GO): protein kinase activity; protein binding; ATP binding
Source: RefSeq, a predicted model, not a curated record